AUGCGCCGCCCAUCCCCCCGCAUGGAAGGAGUUGACUUCCGAGUGGCUUCAAAGCGCCGGCUACCAGAUGGCAGCGCUUGGCUGAAUCAGUAUCGCGUCUGCGAGAAGUUAGCGAACACUGAACUUUCCAGUGUAUUUCGAGUAGAGGAGACGAACGAUUCCAAUGGAGUCGUCACGAGCUUUUGCUGCAAACGAUACCGAAAGAUUUUACUCCUGAGGCGAAGGGAAUUUCGCCCGGGCCCGACUGGGAUGGGCUUUAUGACCAAACUGGAGGACGUGAAGGAAGAGGCCCGCAUAUUGGCGCUCUUAGAUCAUCCGCGUUGUCUUAAACUGAAAGAAAUCCUUGAUUCAAACCCGGAUUCAGCAGAUGGAAAAGUCUAUUUCAUUACAAGUUUUAUGGCCGGGGGAGCACUGAUGAUUCUUAAAAACGUCCGAGAUGAUGAGUCAGAGCGAAGCUGCUUGCUAGGAUCCGACGCAUCAGCAGAGGCCACCCAAGAUACACUCCGAGAGAAAUUCGUCCCACAGCUAAAGACAAUGAGGACUUUUACGGAAGCUCAAGCUAAAUGCUUUAUUCGGGAUGCUGCUGAAGGCCUAGCGUACCUGCACGAGGAGCUGGGAGUUUGUCACAGAGACCUGAAAGUAGACAACCUUCUUCUGGGCGCUGACGGCCGAGUCUGCGUAGGAGAUUUUGGAAGCGCUGAGAAAAUGACCGCGAAUGGCAAAGUCAGAUACACAAAGGGUACGUACAUGUUCAUGGCUCCUGAAUGCCUCCGCCCGAUAGAAGAAUCCAAGCCGUACGAGGGUCACGAUGGUCGCGCUGCCGAUAUAUGGGCAUUGGGAGUCUGCACUUAUGUGAUGGUAUUCGGGACUGUCCCAUUCGUUGCGAACUCAAUAGAAAGCCUAUUCGAGGCUAUCGGGGAGGGAGUAGUAAAGAUUCCUGAUAACCCACCCAUAUCCGCAGAGUUGCGGGAUUUCUUUCGGCAGGUGCUUCAUCCAGAGUGGCAAGACCGUAUAUCUGUACGGAAAAUCCUGGAACACCCUUGGAUAACGUCUGCAAAUGCCGAAGAUGCUGCAGCAUACGCCCAAAAGCUUCUUGAGCAAAAGACAGUCGUCAGGAGCUAG
Molecule: messenger RNA, 1122 nt
Organism: Eimeria mitis
Lineage: Eukaryota; Apicomplexa; Conoidasida; Eucoccidiorida; Eimeriidae
Product: protein kinase, PfPK7 homolog, putative
Exons: 7
Coding region: 1-1122 (373 amino acids)
Biological process (GO): protein phosphorylation
Cellular component (GO): cytoplasm
Molecular function (GO): protein serine/threonine kinase activity; ATP binding
Source: RefSeq, a predicted model, not a curated record